Messenger RNA from Podarcis raffonei (Aeolian wall lizard), 3295 nucleotides. RefSeq names its product neuronal PAS domain protein 1 (gene NPAS1). Gene Ontology annotation, molecular function: protein dimerization activity; DNA-binding transcription factor activity, RNA polymerase II-specific; RNA polymerase II transcription regulatory region sequence-specific DNA binding. Gene Ontology annotation, biological process: regulation of transcription by RNA polymerase II. NCBI's taxonomy places the organism in Eukaryota, Metazoa, Chordata, Lepidosauria, Squamata, Lacertidae. The transcript is spliced from 12 exons. Bases 225 to 2759 code for a protein of 844 amino acids. The record is from RefSeq and is a predicted model, not a curated record.
GGAGCCUCCCCGCCGGGCCGCCCCGAGGCCGCGCUGGACGGGCAGAUCCCGGCGGGGGCGUCCCGGGCGCGGGGAGGAGAAGGAGGAGGCGGGCGCCGCCGCCGCCGCCGCUUCUUCUGCUUGUGCUGCCAUCAUGCGCGCCCGGUUGUGGCCUUCCCUAACGGAAACCAGCCAUCGGAGGACGCGUUGAGGCUGCCCCGAAAUCGGAUGGUUCCGGGGUUGAGAUGGCAGCCCUGUACGGCAGCGAGGUGAAAUGCGUCAGCGUGGAAUGGGAUUUCCUGCAAGGCUUAUUAGUGAAGAACCAGCCGGUGCCUUGCCUCCAAGCCCUGCGCAAGGAGAAGUCCCGAAACGCUGCACGCUCUCGCCGGGGCAAGGAGAACUUUGAGUUCUACGAACUGGCCAAGAUGCUGCCGCUGCCCGGAGCCAUCACCAGCCAGCUGGACAAGGCCUCCAUCGUCCGGCUCACCAUCAGUUACCUCAAGAUGCGUGACUUUGCCAACCACGGAGACCCGCCCUGGAGCCUGCGGGCAGAAGGGCCUUCCCCGCCUGGCAAAGCUGCUGGCCGGAGGAAUAUGAACACCCUGCUAACAGAGCUCUUUGAACAGCACUUAGGGGGCCACAUUCUACAGUCUCUGGAUGGGUUUGUGUUUGCACUGAACCAGGAGGGAAAAUUCCUUUACAUCUCCGAGACGGUGUCUAUUUACCUUGGGCUCUCGCAGGUGGAGCUGACGGGGAGCAGCAUCUUUGAUUACGUCCACCCUGGAGACCACCCUGAGGUCGCUGAGCAGCUGGGCCUGAAGCCUCCCUCGGAGACGUCUCACUCGACGCGCCCAAAAGCGCCCACCCUGGCCACUGCCACCUCCUCUUCUGGGCUGACGGAGACCUCUGAAUCUGAUCCAGCCAGCUCCCAUCCUGCUGAGGGCGACGUUUUGGACCGCUCCUUUUUCAUCCGUCUGAAAUCCACCCUGACCAAGAGAGGGCUUCACGUGAAAACUUCCGGUUACAAGGUGAUCCACGUCACGGGCCGCCUCCGCCCCCGGCUGCCGUCCUUCUCCCACGCCCACUCCCUGCUGGGCCGCGUGAUGGGGCUGGUGGCGCUGGCCCACACCCUGCCCCCUUCCACGCUCAGCGAGGUGCGCAUCGAGUGCCACAUGUUUGUCUUCCGGGUCAACAUGGACUUGCAGAUCGUGUACUGUGAGAGCAGGAUCAGCGAUUAUAUGGACUUGACCCCCUCGGAGCUCGUGGGCAAAAGCUGCUACCAGUUCAUUCACGGCGAGGAUGUGGAGGGAAUCCGGCAAAGUCACCUGGACUUGUUAAACAAGGGGCAGGUGGUGACCCAGUAUUACCGCUGGCUGCAGAAGAACGGGGGCUUCGUGUGGGUCCAGUCGUGCGCCACCAUCUCGGUCAAUGUCAAGAACCCCACCGAGAAGAACAUGGUCUGGGUGAACUACAUCCUCAGCAAGCCGGAGUGUAAGAACACCGUGCUGGACAUAUUCCAGCUGCCUGGGAUCCCUGCAAGACAGACGGAGGCCGUUGAGGUGGGGCCAGAAUUCAAAGAGAGCAGCCUUGCCAAAGAGAGCAGCCAUGGAAGGAAGCUUUACUCCCCCAGCAAACCCGGCUCCCUAGCCGAGGGCUACCCCCGGAGCGCGGCAGAGGCCGGUGCCCGAUGCCGCCUGGCAGAGACCGAUUCCAGCGGCCCGGAAACGAGCUACCGGGAGGAGGAGCUGUCAGACGGAGGCGGCGGGAGCGACACCGAGGGACCGCCCAGCAAGCACAUCAAGCUGGAGUUCCAGCCAGAGAGCCCCUCGCGGGAGGCAAAGGAAGCCAGCUCCGAGGAGUCAGACAGCGGCAGCGAAUCUGAGCUGGGCCUCCUCCCACAGCAGAGGGCGUCCCUGGCGAGGAAAGCCAACGGCUGCAAGGCCGGGGGGCGGAGGAGCGCAGGGCCCGGCCGCCCAGAGUUUGCCUCCGUCAUCCAGACUCAGAAGAGCUCCGUUCUGAAAGCCACCCCAGCCCCUAACAUUAAAUCUGAGCAGCCCCCCGGUGCCAAGGGAGCCCCCUGGACCUGUCCUGCCGCCCACAAGGGCAGCCCUUACACUGUGAACAAAGCACUUAGCUUAGAGAAGCCCUCUCUGCGGCCCGCCUCUUCUCACCUGUACGUCUCCAUCCCGGACUCUGUGCUCACCCCGCCCGAGAUGGAGAGCGGCGCCCCCAAAGGGCCUUUCGGCACCUCUCCCCGGACCGUCCCGGCGGCCUCCUCUUCGGCGGACACUCUCUCGCCCCCGCUCUCGGGCUCCCCGUGCGAGGAGAGGGCCACGUCCACGCCCUUCACGCCGCUCCUCUACCCCGCCGACAUGGAGGUGCUGCAGCGGUUCCACGCAGGCAACGUGGUUGUGCCGCUGGUGCACCAGCUGGGCGGCCCGCAUGCCGGCACAUCCGGCUCGCAGGGCCUUUACGCCACCAGCACCAUCCGGUACGCCCCUGCCGACAUGACGCUCGGCAUGCAAAGCAACGUGCUGCCGCCUUCCCACCCCAUCAACCUCAUGGACAUCGGUGGCGCCGAGGCCAAGACGCCCCGGGAACUUAUGUACCACCACCUGCAGCGGUUGAACAUGGUUGCGCCCUUCGGGAACUCGGCCAGCUUGGCCCAGAUUUCAGGGGGAGCCUUUGCCGCGACGGACUCCUUGUUUUCCACGCUGCCCUUCUCGAUGGCCGGCAGCGGGGUCCACGGUGCCUCGGCUUUGGAACGCAAGGAGGACUGAGUCUGUGGCCAAACUCUGUGCCGGGCAGAGCCAUCGAUAAAAGGUCCUGUGUGCCCCUUUUAGAGGAAAGCUCAGUGCCAACUUCCCUGCCGCCGGGGGAAGAAAUCUUUGUUCUCUAACCAAUCCCUGCGUGUCUCAUCUUUUCAUAGCACCCCUUUCUAAACCUCUGGCAAAUUAGUAGCGUGACCAUCUCCUCGGCAGUCUUGUGUUCCACUCUUGCUCCUUGCCUGGCCACCCAGUUAGAAACUGCUGUUCUGGUUGCGGAACGAAUUCAGGAGUUAGCCCAGUGCAAAUGCGGAGUUCGGGAGUUUAACCCAGGGCAAAGUCGGUGCAACUUUCCUGGGAAAGAUGAAAGAGGUAUUCUACAUUCGUUCUCGUCUGUCUUCCUGCUGCUACAAGUUGACUUCCUUCCUCCACCAUACUUGCUGGGGACUUUGGGGUGGGCUUUUUUUGUAUGUAUGGGGGUUAUGUUUAGGCCCUGCAGGUUUUUCUGUUGAGAGGACCACCUGCCUGCUAGCCAAGGCGAGUGUAACUCG